AUGAUAACGAAGGCAGUAGAAGCUAGUGGAACAGUUACUAUUACAACUGUAACCCAGCAACUAUUUCGAACAAAGAUGGAUUUUAAUGAAUGUUUCAUUCAUCCAAAGUCAUUCUCUUUAGACCCUAACAUUUAUACAGAACUUGUAGAACAUUAUACAAACGAGGCUUUAUGUUUUCCUGUUAAAGUUAUGGAUUGGAUUCCUAUGGACGGUUCAUUCUCAAAGAAUACAGAUAGUUCAAGUGCAACAUUUACAGCAGCUUAUACGCCUAUUAAUGUUAAAAGUAUUUGGGCACUAUUUAGAAAGAAAGACAACUAUUAUGUUAAUUUUGAGAACCCUAAGUUUAAAUAUCUUCAGCUUUCCAUGGGAGCUUAUGGAAAUAUGCCUGCAGAACCUGAAAAAUCAUAUGGACCUGUAUUUUAUGAAAUGGUUGCGAACGCCUGCAAUACAAACAAUGAUAUGAUAGGAUUUAAUGAAGAUGUUAUGAGGUCAUUGGUGGAUGAUGGUAGUGUGGAACAUAAAUGGGAUAGCUAUGACAACACACAUUUCUUAUGUGGUUUUCCAACAGAA
Trichomonas vaginalis G3 is the source of this 570-nucleotide messenger RNA. RefSeq lists its product as uncharacterized. The annotation marks the transcript as partial. The transcript has a single exon. Lineage: Eukaryota; Parabasalia; Trichomonadida; Trichomonadidae. The record is from RefSeq and is a predicted model, not a curated record.